This is a messenger RNA of Microplitis mediator, 1126 nucleotides long. It is a transcript of the gene CycH, whose product is annotated as cyclin-H. NCBI's taxonomy places the organism in Eukaryota, Metazoa, Arthropoda, Insecta, Hymenoptera, Braconidae. The coding region runs from base 132 to 1118 and encodes 328 amino acids. Gene Ontology annotation, molecular function: cyclin-dependent protein serine/threonine kinase regulator activity. The record is from RefSeq and is a predicted model, not a curated record. Gene Ontology annotation, cellular component: transcription factor TFIIK complex; nucleus. The transcript has 5 exons. Gene Ontology annotation, biological process: DNA-templated transcription; regulation of cyclin-dependent protein serine/threonine kinase activity; regulation of transcription by RNA polymerase II.
AAAAAGUAACAUAACACAGUUGUUUAUUUACGUUACGUUCGUGUACUUAGCGCAUAAAAUUUCUAUAUUCUAUUUUUGUUAUAAUCGAAUAUUGUAAAUAACUAACUAAAUAAUUAAUUCAAAAAUUCAAAAUGUUUCCAACGAGUACCCAAAAAAAGUAUUGGAUUUUCGCAGAUGAAAGUGAUCUCACAAAUUUACGAAAGAACACCAACGCUGCCUUUAUUGACAAGUACGGUGCCAAUAUGUCAACAGAAGACCGAGAUCAGUAUUUCCUAUCAGACACCGAAGAGAGAAUGUUGCUGCGUUUUUACGAGCUGCAAUUGCGUGAUUUCUGCAAAAGAUUUUCCCCGCCAAUGCCUCGUGCCACCAUAGCGACUGCACUGCAUUAUUUUAAGAGAUUUUAUCUAAGAAACAGCGUCAUGGACUAUCAUCCCAAGGAAAUACUCGUCACUUGCGUUUAUUUAUCAACAAAAGUCGAGGAAUUCAAUGUCUCAAUUUCUCAAUUCGUCGCUAAUCUUAAAGGCGACAGAGAAAAAGCAUCAGAUAUUGUUCUGAACAACGAAUUGUUGCUGAUGCAGCAGCUAAAUUAUCACCUGACUGUUCACAAUCCGUUCAGACCCGUCGAAGGUUUGAUGAUUGACAUCAAAACGCGUUACAGUUCCCUGGAAAAUCCGGAGAGAUUGAGGCCACACAUUGAUGAUUUUUUGGAAAAAGUAUUUUUGACAGACAGUGUACUGCUCUACGCCCCGAGUCAGAUCGCUCUGGCCGCGGUCUUGCAUGCGGCAUCGAAAAUUUCCGCAAAUUUGGAUAAUUAUGUUACGGAUUUUUUGUUUUCACGAGAACAUUUGGCGGGAAUUAUUGAAGCUGUCCGCAAAAUAAGAUCAAUGGCUAAAAGUAUCGAUAUACCGAACAAAGAAAUAGUUAAGGCGUUAGAAAAAAAAUUAGAAAAAUGCCGUAACCAGGAAAAUAAUCCAGACAGUGAAAUUUACAAAAAAAGAAUGCAGGAAAUGCUAGACGAAGAAGAUCUACACGACGACGAUCGAUACGCUAAAAUAAUGAAAGAUCAAGCUGCAAAUGAUGACAAAGUGCUGGGAGUAGAAAGAAUUCACUCGCCAUAGUAAAAUUU